Messenger RNA from Neltuma alba, 311 nucleotides. RefSeq names its product villin-4-like. The annotation marks the transcript as partial. The record is from RefSeq and is a predicted model, not a curated record. Gene Ontology annotation, biological process: actin filament severing. The transcript has 4 exons. Gene Ontology annotation, molecular function: actin filament binding. NCBI's taxonomy places the organism in Eukaryota, Viridiplantae, Streptophyta, Magnoliopsida, Fabales, Fabaceae.
UUAUGUCUGUUUCCAUGAGAGAUUUGGAUCCAGCUUUCCAGGGAGCUGGACAAAAGGCUGGACUUGAAAUAUGGCGCAUUGAGAAUUUAAAACCAGUUGCUGUUCCGACUUCCUCCUAUGGGACGUUUUUCACAGGGGAUUCCUACGUUAUCUUGAAGACAACAGCUUCAAAAGGUGGUGCACUGCGUCAUGAUAUCCAUUACUGGCUGGGUAAAGACAGCAGUCAGGAUGAAGCUGGCGUUGCAGCCAUCAAAACGAUUGAGCUGGAUGCAGCUCUUGGAGGACGUGCUGUACAGUAUCGGGAAUCACAG